AUGAAAAGUGCUAGACAGUUUGUUUUUGAUGGACUACCAGUGGAAAGCACUUCGAAAGCAUAUACAAGUUCUUCAGAAGACAAGACGGUUGUGGAUUUUGCUUCUCCAAGUAGUACCAACAGCCAAAGCUCAAGGGGGUUCUUUGAAAAUUUGUUUUACGUUCCUGCGUAUUGUGCAACGCUCCAUUGGUGGUGGAGGUUAAAGUUUUUGCGUUUUGAAGAAUUUGUUUGUGCACACCAUUGGAAGGUUCUCAGUUCCAUAGUAGUACUUAGUCUAUUUUGUUUUGGCCUGAAAGCGGUUACUGUCGACACUAAUUUUGACAAGCUGUGGAUUGAAGAAAGUGAUCGUCUUACUGCUGAGUGGAAGUAUUUAACUAAAGCAUUACAAAAUGUUCAUACUGAAACAUUAUAUGGUGAUUUGUAUUAUUUUUCAAAAGAUACUAAAUUGUCUAGAAUGACAUAUCAUUCUCAGAGAGAUGAAAUAGACGAAAAAGAGACUGAUAUAUUUUCUUUACCAUCAACUAUGUCCAAAUCUAAAACUGAAACAGAUUCAUCCCUGAAUAGUCGUGAAUAUAUGGGUAGUAUGGAGACAAUAUUACAAACUACUAUACCAUAUACUAGCAGUCAAACAUUUUCUGAGCAUAUUAAAUCAUCAAAUUAUAUCCAUUCAGAUAAUAUUAAUGAUAACAGCAAUGUUGACGAUGAUAAUUAUGUUGAUAUUCUAACUCCUCAAGCUUUAUUAGAUCAUAUGGAGUUUUUGAUCAAAGUAAGACGACUUACAAUAACAGUUGGUUCAUCAAAAUGGUCUUUUAAAGAUUUAUGUCAACGUGUUAGCCUACCGUUUGGUGUGGAAAUGCAUCAUUUACAAGCUUAUCUGGAUAUGAUUAUACCGUGCAUUAUUAUCACACCAUUGGAUUGUUUUUGGGAAGGUGCGAAAGUUCUUGGUCCUGAGGAAGCAAUGUGGGUCCCCUGGUUUGAUGAACGCACUCUACUUCAAUGGACAAAUAUUGAUCCUGUUGGAUUACUUCAAGACCUUUCUAAACGCUAUGGAAAUUAUUCACAAACUGAAAUUAAAAAUCUAAUUAAUCUAUUUUAUGAUUCUGGUAUUAAUCAUGGCUAUUUGAAUCGUUCUUGUUUAGAUCCAUUAGAUCCAGCAUGUCCAGUAUCAGCUCCUAAUUAUAGAGGAAAGGCUCCAUAUAUCUCCAAGAUACUUAGUGGUGGUUGUCCUGGAUUCGCUUCCAAAAUGCUUCAUUGGCCAGAGGAAAUAAUAGUUGGUGGUCGAAUUCAUACUAAUAAUAGUUUUGAUAUACCUUUACAUACAAAUAACCAAAAAGUUUCAUUUGAUUUAAAUCAAAAUAAAACUAGAUCUUCAAAAUCUUCUGAUCACUUUCUUUUAUCUUCGUCAGUUAAAUUCAAUAAAACCAGUCACGGUUCAAAAAAUCUUUCUUAUCUAAUAAAAGCUAAUUCACUUCAAUCACUUAUCUUGUUGAGAUCUCCAAGAGAUUUAUAUGAGGCAGUUAGACGAAAUGAUCCUUACAAACAUGAAGAUUGGACAUUGGAUGAUGCUAGACAUGUUUUACGUGAAUGGAGACGGAAUCUAAGACGUUUGAUAAUAGAACACAACACUGGUUUACAACCUAAUGUUGGAUGGCGAUUUUUCGCAUUUACUAGCGCUUCAUUACAUGACCUCUUACAAGAGAUUACACUCCGUCUAGGACCUCUCACAUUGAUUGGCUGUCUUUUGUUAGUGGUUCUUUAUGGCGUUGUCUGUCUUCUUGGUUGGCGAGAUCCUGUUCGUUCACAGUGUUGGUUGGCAUUAUGCGGACUAAUGAUUAUAGCGUUGUCUUCAGUGGCUGGAUUGGGAAUAUGUGCAGCUGUUGGUAUUCCUUUCAAUGUAUUAACCAUCCAGGUAUUACCUUUUCUUCUCCUUGGUCUGGGUGUAGACAGUAUAUUUGUUUUGACCACUUGUCAUGAAUGCUGUAUCGCUCGACGUGUUAUUUUGUUGACAAAUUCAUCGCCUCCUUCGGAUUUGAGCACUUCGUCGUCAGCAUUCUCCUUAUCUUCAUGCUCGUCGAAAUCAUCCAAUCCUGUCCACGUAUUAUCUGUACAUGGUCCCAGUCUACUUUUUGGUACAAUAUCUUUAGCUGGUGCUUUCUUUUCUGCUGCAUUUAUCCCCGUCCCGUUAAUUCGCCAAUUCUGUUUACAGGCUGGUAUUCUUAUUGUUGUACAAUCGAUCAAUGUAUUUAUGCUCUUCCCUGUUCUAUUACAACUUGAUGCCACUCGUCGUAAUCAAAAGCGUUUAGAUGUGUUGUGUUGCUUACGUCAACCGCAACUAGAAACAACGAUGAUGUCAAAUCCCCCCAAAUUAACCACUUUUUGUCAAUCUGAAUCAUAUCAUUUACGACCAUUUAAUUACUAUUCUGGUAGUAAAAAUUUAAUUCCUAGUCGUUGUCAUCGUCAUCAUCAUCACCACCACCAUCACCAUCAUCAUCAUAAUCAUCACUAUCAUUGUCGACAUUGUCGUUACAUUAACUCAAAAAAAUUAAUAGGGGGUAAUCGUGAUAUUUCUAUUAAUUUACCAGAGACAUGUAUCAGUUCUGGUUUUUCACAUCCAACUAUACAAGUCAAUGUAGUUAAUCAUCUUCCUAGAUCAAAACGUUCAUUGUCUUCUUCCAAUUUUAACAAUGAAGUUACUAAAGCAAUUGUCAAGACAACAGCUCAUUCUAAUGCUAAUACUGUUCAUACUACAGUUACUCUAACUGGGAAUCAAGAUAAAGAAACAAAUACUACUAAUAAUAUUUCAGAGUCUAGUGGAACUGAAAAUGUAUCAGUUUUGGAGUGUGGAAAAAACUGCCCUACUUGUCAGGAAGUUACUUCAAUACCAGAGCAGGGAAGUCUACAGAAAUGCGUAAAUAAAUCCGAAUCUUAUUCAGAGUCCAGAACAACUAUCUCUUCUUCAUUGCUUGUACGGUUCACUAGACACUUUGCUUUUUUCAUUACUAGCCAUUGGAGUAUACAACUGUGUAUAUGCUUAUUAGGUCUUGGAUUAUUUUGUGCAGCUGUGCUUUGUGCAACUUUUAAACUACGCUUAGGUUUGGAUUGGUCCAGUUUAACACCUUCAGAUACCAUUGAAUAUGGGUUUAUAAAAACGGCGGGUCAAGCCUUUGGUUUGAGUAAUUUUCAUAUUAUUGCUCGUGGUUCUGAUCUGCCUGGUUCUCGGCCGGUAUCUAGUCAGUCACUAACACAAUAUACAACUUCAACAGCUUCCAGUGGAACUUCUGCCCGAUCCCGCGUAAGCUUGGCUACUGUUGGACGAGGGAUAGACUUUCCAAUGCAACAGCGCCGUCUACGUUGGAUGUAUGACUGUUUAACCGGUGUUUCAGGCGUUAUGUUAUCUGGACGAAAGGUGUGGCUAGAUACAAUGCGUGAUUGGUUGGAAGAGGUGCAAAAUGCAUUUGAUAAAGAUCGUAAACGAGGAUACAUUAUGGAUAGUGGACAUUGGAAUGCCAACGCAAGUGAACUUGGUAUUCUUGGUUUGCGAUUAAUCGUUCAAACUGAUCGUGGUCCUGAGUUAAGUAGAAUUAAUACUGGUCGCAUAGUUCGUGGUGGUAUAGUAGAUCCACCAGCUUUCUAUACACUAUUACGCGUUUGGCGUUCCAAAGAUGCUUUGAACUUUUCUUCUCUACCUUGUAUUAUUUAUCCAGAACCAAGCAUAGUUCAUGUAGGUCGUCUAACUGGUCCUGGACGCCCUUCAGAUCUGCAUGCAUUAUCUCCGGCUGAACCAAUCGAAUUUGUUCAAACAAGCUUUUACGCUGUAGGUGUUAGCGAAAUGAAUUCACAGCUUGAUUUAGUUCAGCAAAUUCGACAUAUUACAGAAACUGCAACCGUUCAGGGUGUUCCAGCUUUUCCUACUGGUGUUCCGUUUACAUUUGUUGAACAUUAUAUUUAUUUGGUUCGAGAGACAGCAAUCGCUUUCGGCAUAUUUUGUACUGUAAUUCUGUUUACUGGAUUAAUUUUAUUCUCGUCUCCGAUUACUGUUUUGCUUCUACUUAUAAUUGGAGCUGUUGGUGGAGCAUGUUCCGCGAUCAUUGGUUUAGUUAUUCUUAAUUUGGCUUUGAAUCCUAUUUCUGCUUGUUUAUUAUUAGUGUCCAGUGGUUUAGGGGCUAGGAUAUCUGUUGGAUUUCUUGGAUCUUGGCCAGUAUCUCAUUUGUAUACAGAUUCAUCUUCGAAUCGGUCAACUCGUAAAAUAUGCUUAUGUCAGUCUAAUUCAUCAUAUGGAUGUACGGUAUCUGAUUCAGUUCAAUUUUGUACUCGUGUUCAAAAUCCCAAAUAUGAUUCCAAACAAAUUACACUGUCUAAAUCACCUUCGUCUGCUCUUAAUACUACUAUUACCGUUUCGGAACGUCGUCAACUAGUUAGGGGUCAAAUAGUUCGUAUACUGAGUAAUCAUUUUACUCCAGCUUUUCAUGCUACAGUUGGACUUUUGCUAGCGUUAUCUUUACUCGUUGCUGCUCGUGUACAGUUUAUAGCUGAUUACUUUUUCCGUCUGAUCGUUAUUGUUAGCUUUGUUUGUUUAUUCAAUGCUGUGUGUUUAAUACCAACUAUCUGUUAUCUGAUUGGUCCAUUUCACAGCCGUUUCAUACUUGGACGACGUAAUUUGUCGAAUAUUGCUUCAACAUCACAUAAAUCACGAAUACAACAAGACGAUACCAACUAUCCUUCUCAUCUUUCUCCAGCAGUGAAUAAAACUAUUCAUUAUCUGAAAUGUCAUCCGUCAGGAAUAAAUUUUAAUUCUGAACAACAUCAUAUCAAUAUGAUAAAUGAUUCACAGUCAUCUUUUUCAAGUUCACCUUCUAAUGUGUCCCCAAGUCUAUCAUCACCAAGUUCUUCUCGUUCAUCCAGUUCCUUUAGUCAUUCAGAACAGAAUCAUAAUGAUGAAUCUAGUCAAAAUAUGAAAAUCUCUAGUAAAACAGAAUCAAUUUGUAAAGAGUCUAACUGUUUAACUAUGAAAGAAUCACCAAAAGAUAUUGUUCAUCAUGGUUUAAAUUAUUCAAAUGAUCAUUCUACAUGGAUGAAUCGUUCGACUGAACAAUGUUCAUCAAAUGCUGCCGCUACGGCAGCAGCGGCCGCUGUUGUUGUUGCCGCAGCAGCCGCCGCGUCUGUUCGAUCUCGACCACCUAGUCUAAGUACUAUUUCAGAAGAACCUUCUCAUUCCAGCUCAACUGUAAGUUUAAAUCAUACUACCCCACCAAAUAGUGGAAAUGGUUCUGGAUGUAGUAGUACUGGUAGUAGUAGUAGUAAUAAUAAUAAUAGUAGUUAUUUGCCAAAUUUUGAAAAUGAAGAUAUUUCAUUGAAUUCUACUGCAUCUUUUAAUUCUGUUGGUUCGAUAAAAAACUACUUUACAUCACAAAAUCUGCCACUCAGUCUUGUCACCUCAGUUGAUCUUAUCAGGAUGAGCAGACUUUUAAAUCCAAAUAUUUCUGCUAAUGAGAUAUGCGAAAGUUUAUGUAGCUCAAUUACAUCUCCUGCUUCUUCAAAUAUUCAUACGUCUGUUAAAAGUCAUCGAACUAGUAAGAACAGAGAAUUGGUCUUAGAUCCAAAUGUAGCAUGUACAUUAUUGGCAGCUGUAACAGCGACUAGUUAUCAAACUGCAAACAAACCAGUCGUAGAGGUAACACAUGUUGGACAAAAUGAAAAUAUCCCACCACCUUCAUAUUCAAGUGUAGUUAACCAAUCUCACUCCAUCGAGCGUGAUAGAUCCUCUCAACGCAUAUCAGUUUCGUCUCAUCAACAAAAAGCUUACAGAGGUCAUGAUAUUUCUACCCGUGUAUCAGAUAACGAGAUAUCUGUUAAGUCAUUUGCAGAUAAUUAUGAGAUCUCUGAUCCUACUACACAAUUGGCUGCCAAUAAUAUUUUUCAGCCUAAUUCUCACACUACCUCAUCAUCAUCCUCAUCAAAAACUUUUAAGACUAAUUAUCACCAUUUAAGAAAGAAAAAUGUAUCAUUAGUAUUUUCAUCUCCUACUCAUUUACAUCAAACUACACCAGUAAAUACAAGCUCAAACUGUAAAAUCUCACAAUUACCUAAUACCGGUCCAAAUUCUUCAACUACACAUUUGA
This is a messenger RNA of Schistosoma guineensis, 6118 nucleotides long. Lineage: Eukaryota; Metazoa; Platyhelminthes; Trematoda; Strigeidida; Schistosomatidae. The record is from the annotation of a GenBank genome assembly.